GGAGUGAUCAGUGAAUAGGUUUUGCUUCAGAGACUGAUUUGUGGCCAAAGAGUUGUCAUGGCUUUGGAUAUAAGACUGAAGAGAGUGAACAAAAUCUAUAGCGAAGGCGAUGACUUGUCAGGAGUGGUAGUCUUUGAGAGCAGGUCUGAGGCCAAGCACGAGGGCAUCGUAUUGUCCAUCGAAGGCACUGUCAAUAUGCAGCUCAGCUCCAAGAAUGUGGGCAUCUUUGAGGCCUUCUAUAACUCAGUCAAACCGGUCCCUCUCAUCAGCUAUGGCGUGGAGAUCGCAAGAAGUGGUAAAUUACCGGUCGGUAAGACUGAGAUCCCAUUUGAGAUGCCCUUAAGACCCAAGACUAACCGAUGUCUGUAUGAGACAUAUCACGGAGUCUUCAUCACUAUUCAGUACUUAAUUAAAUGUGAAGUCAAGCGACCGAUGCUUAACAAAGACUUGCAAAAAGUGGUUGAGUUUAUUGUGGAGUAUCGCAAACCACCCGAACUAAAGCCAUUGAUCGACAAGUCGGUCCACUUCUUAAUAACACCGGAAUCGCUUCAAAAUGUCAAAGAUCGCUCGAAAAUCCCUAAAUUCCGAAUCAGCGGUCAAUUGGAGUCAACGGUCUGUAAGAUAACGGAACCGUUCACUGGAGAGCUAUGUGUUGAACAGUGCGAUGCAGUCAUCAGGAGUAUUGAACUUCAGUUGGUCCGCGUCGAGACCUGUGGAUGUGCUGAAGGAUAUGCUCGCGAUGGUAGACUAAAUAUGUACGAAUUGGCUAAACACAGAAAACAACCUAAAAGUCAAACAACUGAAGAAACAAAUGCCGUUUUAGUCAGUACUGAAACAGCUAAUGAAGUCAAACAAGAUCCAUGUAUUAAAAUGAAAUGCGGGUCCGGAAAGGAAUGUAUCAUCGAAACGGAGACAGGAGCUGCUAAAUGCCAAUGCAUCAGCGCCUGUGCUGAUAAUACGGAUGUCCGUCGGCGUGUCUGUUCCAACCACAACACAACCUGGCAGUCAGACUGUCAUCUAUUCAAACACCGGUGCACUUGUCUCGAAGAGCUGGUGAACGAUUAG
Messenger RNA from Oppiella nova, 1065 nucleotides. The record is from the annotation of a GenBank genome assembly. NCBI's taxonomy places the organism in Eukaryota, Metazoa, Arthropoda, Arachnida, Sarcoptiformes, Oppiidae.